UUUAGUGAAAGCAGAUUUUGAAAAAUGUAUUCAACAACUAAAGUUAAUGAAAACUGAUAUGGAGCAAAAUGAAAUUCAACGAAAUGCACAGGUGAUUAAGGAAUUUACCUCAUUACAUGAAGCACUUAAACUUCAAGAACAAGCAAUUAAAGAGAUAAUAAAAACUGAGACUACAAAGAAACAAACUGAAGUUGACAAUUUUGUUGAAUCAAAAUCAACAUUAAUGUUACAGUUAGAGGGAUUGAUGUUGUAUGCGAUAGAAGCUUUCAAAGAAAGUAAACCAGCUGUAUUCCUUCAAACAUCUGCACAGAUAAACAAACGUCUCUCUGAAAUUAUGCUUUGUGUGAUUCCUAGUAGUUCAUUAGCUAUAAUUCCUUUUGAAGGCUUUGAAUUAAAUGUGAAUCAUAUAAAGGAAGCAAUUGAUGCACUACCAUCACAACUAUGUGAAAAUGAGUUAAAACAUUUGUGCAGUGGAGAUUUCCAGAUGGUUCAAAAUUUGAAUAUACCAUGCGAAGUUAAAAAGCUGAAAGCUAAUUGCAGUGAACAAGAGCCAAUUUUGAACCGACAUUGCGCAUCAUUUACUUCUAAAGCCCAUGCUGCCUUAGUCACUCAUAAUUCAGAUUCUUGUUUAUGUAUUCCUCGAUCUUGUGCAGGUAACUUCAGCUCUAGUGGAUCCAAAGAAGACUUUUGCACAGAUGUUUUACCUUCUCUCCAAUAUAGCCCACAAUAUACAUCUGAAGAUAGUUGCAGCAUAACUUCAACCAAGACAGCUACAAGUGGUCACGUUAGUGAAGAAAAGUCACAAUCCACAUCUAAUGAUGAAACCACUUCAGAUGCAACUGAUGGAGACUCAUAUGCAAAUACAAAUUCUAGCAAAAGCAAUGAGAAGUCUGCGUCUAAUUUAGAUCCAGCUUCAGAUGCCUCCUGUUUGGAUUACUGUGAAUCUGUGACAAGUUCUGAUCACUGUGUUCCAUACACCAACAGUGAGACACAAGCUUUCACAAGUCAUACUUUGUCUUGUACCAACCCUUGUAAAUCUGAUCCACGAACUUCUACUAUCUUUCAAGGUGCAUGCUUCAAAAACCAUGAAUGCAAGAACACAAACUGUACCCUUUAUAUUCCUGCAGGAAUGGAUCUUAGCAGCAAUGUUUUAAAUACACCAAUAAUGGUGGAAAACGACGAGGCAAACCAAGAAUUCAAUCAAUGUCAAAGGAAACCCGAAAUGGCUAAAACCAUGUAUUUUUCUGAAAGGACUUUGGAAAUACCCAAAGGGUGGUGGAAGAUGCACAAUUGCAAGUUGAGACAUAGCAGUGGAGAUGCAUUCUCCAUUGAGUUAAGUCAGAAAGGAGCAAAUACAUCAAAUGAUAAAUGCCCUCUUGAACCUGAAAAUAAUAAAUAUCUAAAUGAUCAUGACAGCGGAGACUUAUCAAAGGAUGACACGUCCAGUGUUAUUUCUGAGCAAGUGGCAGACAUUGACACUGGAAUUAGCUCUUACUACAAUAGUUCUUGUUUGUCAUCAGAAGGAGAGACUAAUGAAUAUGUUGCACCAUUUUACCAGCCUUGUACCUUUACCCCCACAGGACUGGAUCAGAUCAGCUAUACCAAUGUUGAAUCAGAGGACUUGUUCAAUGGUGAGAAAAGCAUUCCUUUAAGCAUUUGUAUCAAUGACAGUUUGUCUCAGAGUGAGAAAUCUAACGAUUCCUGUAACAUGGUUUCUUAUGUGCACCCACAUUACACUAUUAGAAAUCACCUUUCAUGCAAGGACAUGGAUUUGACAUCCGAAAGAGAAGGUUCUGAAAUGAUCACUGAUGAUUGCCAGCUAUGUCAACUGAGCAGCUCAGCUGGAUGUAAGAUUGAAUGCAGUAAACAGGGAACGCCCUGCUUACUAGUGACUGCCUCUCACAAAGCAGAACAUACUUGUUUUGACAAUGUUGAUAUGUCCAACCAUUUGAGGUACUGGAAUACAAGCAGCAUCCUUCGUAAUAUAAUAUCAAGAUGUAAAUUUGGGGGCCAGCCAGCUUUUAGGAAUCCAAAAUUGCUUUCUAAGACUAAAACCUUUAUACAAAGUAACCCCAAAACUCAGACUUCAGGUACUGCACAAAUUAACCCAUCACACUCUAGUGCUUAUUUUGAUGUCAAUUUAAAUAUGUCUGGCAGAGAUUUCAUCAGGAACAAAGCACUUCACUUCCCCAAAACUGCUAUUAACAAUGGUGCAAAAAGUCAUUCAAAUACUCAUCCCUACAGUACUGAUUUUCCAAAGAGACAAACCUUCAGAAAUGUCCAUCGAGAUAGUUCUCAAUUAAAGCCACAGAAUGGUAUCGGCAUUACCACUUGUCAAAAAAAGCAGGAAAAAGCAUGCACAUUGGAAAAGAAAGUUUCUGAGAACCGAGAUACAAAAAAUCUUCCAUGGCUCUUGCAAAUGCAAAAUGUUGCAUUAGAAUGUGAUGCUGGGAUAUUUCAGUUGUCUGAUAACCAUGUGCAAUUUGAUUCAGAAAAUGUUGCAUCGGCACAGCUAUAUGAGCAACUUCGUGCACCCAUUUCACCCAUGGAACCUAUGACUGCCUUAACUGAACUACCAGGACCUCCUGAAAUAUACAAGCACACUGUAAAUGGAACAUCCGCAAAGGUGAAAUGGAUGUGUCCUCCAUUGGGAAAGAAAACUGCGUAUUUUUUUGAAUUGCAAUUCCAGGAGAUCAUUUCAAUUGACAAAGAAGUGGCUAUACCUCAAGAUCAAGCUGGUGUCAUCUCUGGAAUUAAACACAAAAACUUUGUGGCUACUAAUCUGAACUCCAAUUCUGAAUACUUGUUCCGGGUCCGUGCAGUGACCAUGACUGGGAAAGGGCCAUGGUGUCAACCCUAUAAGAUCGUGACUGUAUGUGGAACAGUAGAAAACGGCAUGGAUACCAAGGCGAGAGAGUUUCACUGAAAGGAAUUCAAGUUACUGUUCACAGAGACAACUAAUCCAAUUGAAAGGUGUAAUAAAUUUAAGC
This is a messenger RNA of Hypanus sabinus (Atlantic stingray), 2990 nucleotides long. RefSeq lists its product as uncharacterized. The transcript has 3 exons. Gene Ontology annotation, molecular function: protein binding. The coding region runs from base 47 to 2926 and encodes 959 amino acids. Lineage: Eukaryota; Metazoa; Chordata; Chondrichthyes; Myliobatiformes; Dasyatidae. The record is from RefSeq and is a predicted model, not a curated record.